AGCUGGUGCCGAUCUGAAACCAAAAGAUGUAUUGGGUAGAAAUGCGAUAUUCCUUGCAAUACUCUUGAAAGUUUCACUGGAUUUAGAUGUUUUACUCAAAUAUUCAGAUUUGAGAAGUGAAGCAGAUGAUGCUACAUAUGACGAAGGAAAAACAUCUUUAAUGGCGGCAGCAGAAAGAGGACCUAAACCUAUGGUAGAAACACUACUCAGAGCUGGCUGUAAUAUCAACCUGCAAGAUCAUCGUGGUAAGACGGCGUUGAUGUUUGCUGUAGACAACCAGGAUGAAACUAUUUUAUCACUUCAGUUACAGAAUGGUGCAGACUGUAAUAUUUGUGAUGUCAAUGGCAAAACAGCGUUGAUGGUGGCAGUGGAGAAACAAAGAUAUGGUCAUUGUGAAGCAUGGAUGAAAUCUGGUGCAUCUGUAAACCAAGUUGAUAACAGUGGAAACACAGCCUUGCUGAUUGCCGUCAAAAUGAAUAACACGAAUAUGGUAAAGGUUUUAUUGAAGGCUGGCACCGAUGUUAACCUGAGUGAUAACAAUGGCAAAACAGCAUUGAUAUUAGAAUUUGAAAACCAAAAAGGGAUGCAUUGUGAAAAUUUGCUGAAAUCUGGUGCAUCUGUAAACCAUGCUGAUAAUGAUGGAAAUACGGCAUUAAUGAUUGCAGUCGGGUUUAAUAACAGGAAUAUUGUAAAUGAUUUACUGAAAUCUGGAGCUGAUGUUAAUUUGAGUGAUGAUAAUGGAACGACGGCUGUAAUGGCAGCAGCAAGAAACUGUAAUAGACCUAUUUUAGAAAGUUUACUAGAUGCUGGAGCUGAUGUUAAUAAAACUGAUACAGGUGGACGAUCAGCUAUACAUGGUAUAAUUGUUGCUUGUAGGUGUCGGAAAUGGAUCAAAUGUCUAAAAUUACUUUUAAUCAAUAAAUGUCACGCGUCUCUUGAUACUCCGGGAGAAAAUGGAAACACGUUAUUACAAUGGUUACUGAAAAAGAACAAAGAAGACCUCAUAUGGUAUCUCGUUACAGAGAACUGUUCUCUUAAAAGUUUGAAUCUUCGAUUGGUCAAAUAUAAAUUCCGGUUUCCAGAUACGUUGAUGCUUUUCAAAAUUCUUUUUGAAAGUGGCGCACCAAAGAACGUUAUUUUUUCUCGUUCAACAUAUGAUGUGGUGCUGAGCGGAUCAAAAAGUACGCGGAAUAAAGAACUCGUUGAUUUCCGUGACUUCUGUAAAUCACGAAGUUUGAAGUCAAGAUGUAGAAGAGAAAUCAGAAACUCUAUCGGACCAGGAAUCAGCAAUAAAAUAUCUCAAGUUGGGUUACCAAAAUUUCUACAAGAUUAUGUCGUCAUGAAAGACUUGAUACCCGAGAAAUACUUUACUCUUGUAGGGUGAUGAAGGGCAAAGAAUCGCCCCCACCCCCAGCCAACAAUCUGUCCUUGGUUCUGUCCUUGGUCCUAUUGUAUUCACGUUAUACAAUUUCAUCUAUACGCAUAUGACACCUAAUUAUAUAUUUCUUUUUCACCUAAACAUCCAGAUUCGUAUGUCAGUUUAAAAGUUGUUAUUGAAGAAUGUAUAUUUUGAAUUAAAUUGUGGAUGCCAAAAAACUUUUUAAAAUUAAAUGAUGAUGAAACUGAAUAUUUAUUA
This is a messenger RNA of Patella vulgata (common limpet), 1636 nucleotides long. RefSeq names its product ankyrin homolog. The record is from RefSeq and is a predicted model, not a curated record. Gene Ontology annotation, cellular component: cytoplasm; nucleus. Bases 161 to 1384 code for a protein of 407 amino acids. Lineage: Eukaryota; Metazoa; Mollusca; Gastropoda; Patellidae. Gene Ontology annotation, biological process: regulation of barbed-end actin filament capping. Gene Ontology annotation, molecular function: protein binding. The transcript has a single exon.